Messenger RNA from Oxyura jamaicensis (ruddy duck), 2439 nucleotides. RefSeq names its product ectodysplasin A receptor (gene EDAR). The coding region runs from base 289 to 1635 and encodes 448 amino acids. Gene Ontology annotation, biological process: positive regulation of JNK cascade; positive regulation of canonical NF-kappaB signal transduction. The transcript has 12 exons. Gene Ontology annotation, molecular function: signaling receptor activity. NCBI's taxonomy places the organism in Eukaryota, Metazoa, Chordata, Aves, Anseriformes, Anatidae. The record is from RefSeq and is a predicted model, not a curated record. Gene Ontology annotation, cellular component: plasma membrane.
AGAGAGCAAGCAGGAAAGGAGAAGUUCUUGGGAAGCCCUCCGAGCCUGCGAAGGCAGCGCCGGGCCGACAGAGCUGAGGGCUUCGGUGGUUUGGAGAUCCCUGGGAUCGAGUUGGGGACAUUCAUGACAAGCUCUGCGAGGAGAGGACGUGCGCGCUGGCUGUGCCCGAGCCUUGGCACCUGUGAGAGCCCAUCCAAGUGGUCACCUCAAGCCCUGCGGCCGCAGGAGGACCUCUCCGGGAUUCGGCGGUGGUGACCCCAUCUGUGCGAGGUAAAAUAUCAAGAGAACAUGGCUCACCUGGGUGAAUGUAAAUGGACUCACGUGUUCCCUUUUCUGGUGGUUUCCCUGGUGUACUCCGCGAGCGCUGAAUACUCCAACUGCGGCGAGAACGAAUACUACAACCAAACCACCGGCAUGUGCCAUGACUGCCCCAAGUGCGAGCCGGGUGAAGAGCCGUACAUGACCUGUGGAUAUGGCACCAAAGAUGAGGACUAUGGCUGCAUUCCCUGCCCAUCAGAGAAGUUUUCCAGAGGAGGUUACCAGAUAUGCAGACGGCACAAAGACUGUGAGGGAUUUUUUCGAGCCACAGUCCUGACACCAGGCGAUCAGGAGAAUGAUGCAGAGUGUGGACCUUGUCUCCCAGGUUACUACAUGCUGGAAAACAGACCUCGAAAUAUAUACGGGAUGGUUUGCUACUCGUGCUUGUUGGCGCCUCCUAACACCAAAGAAUGUGCAGGGGCUACCUCUGGCAUUUCGGCCAUUUUCCCAAGCACAUCUGGCACAAGUACUUUUUCACCUUACCAGCAUGCUCACAAAGCAGACCUUUCAGGACAAGGACAUCUGGCUACAGCUCUUAUAAUUGCAAUGUCUACUAUAUUCAUAAUGGCUAUUGCCAUUGUCCUCAUCAUCAUGUUUUACAUUGUGAAAACAAAACCUUCUGCUCAAGCCUGUUGCAAGAGCCACUCAGUAAAAAAUGUUGAAGCUCAGGCUAAUACACAAGAAGAGAAGAAAGAAGUGCAAGAUAAUGUUGUUAUAUUCUCUGAGAAAGAAGAGUUUGAAAAGCUUACAGCCACUCCAGCUAAAGCUGCUAAAAGUGAAAAUGAUGCAUCUUCUGAGAAUGAACGACUUUUAAGUCGUAGCAUGGAUAGUGAUGAAGAAGCUGCAGUUGACAAGCAAGGGACUCCAGAGAGAUGCUUGUUAUCUUUAGUGCAUUUGGCCAGAGAUAAAUCUUCUACAAACAAUAAAUCGACUGGGAUUCAAAGUCGAAGGAAAAAGAUACUUGACGUGUACGCUAACGUAUGCGACGUUGCAGAAGGUCUGAGCCCCACGGAGCUGCCAUUUGACUGCCUGGAGAAGACGAGCCGCAUGCUCAGCUCAACAUACAACACAGAGAAAGCCAUAGUGAAAACGUGGCGCCACCUCGCCGAGAGCUUUGGACUGAAGCGAGACGAAAUAGGUGGCAUGACAGAUGGCAUGCAGCUAUUCGAUCGCAUCAGCACGGCGGGUUACAGCAUCCCAGAACUGCUAACCAAACUGGUGCAAAUCGAGCGGCUGGAUGCUGUCGAGUCCUUGUGUGCAGAUAUCCUGGAGUGGGCGCAAGCAAUGCCUGCUCCCGAACCAGCAGUGACAUCCUGACGUGCCUGUGCUCCCACAUCACCUGCGAGAGCAAUGAUUCCAGCAAGCAGCACGCCAAAGACUUUGGACAAGAGACCCUUGACGUUUCUUCUGUGUAGUCACUCCCCAUACCAACGGGAAGCUUUUCUCUUUUACUUCUGAAAAGGGAAGUUACACGUCUACCAAAAUGAGAGCAGAAAUCUCCCAGGAAGCUUGGUAUGAAACGUCAUUAAAACAAAAUGAUUACGUUAAUCAGUUACUGGUAAUAAGUGGACAGAAACGGAUCCAUUUUUCAGUCUUAUGUUUGAGUAUAUGUGCUGGUAACCCUGUCACUACCCUUCCUGCCUGGCUUUCAAGCCACUGGAUUGUUAUCUGAAGGUAUUCCUAUCUCUUGGAGCUUUGUUCAACCAUUUAAUUGUUGCAGUCAACAGCACCACUGCUACACUAUCAAUUAAUACACAUUAGGCACCUCCAGUUCUAUCGGCUCGAACACAUUUAAUAUGUAACCAGUUUUGUUUUCUGCAUUUCCUAUGGAUUUGUUGAAUCUAGAAGUACGUGCAUAGGUGUACAUACACGAUCUCCAGAUUAAAUAAUUAUACUAUAUGAAAAAAGCCCCAGCGUAAUUUGCAGAUGGAAGUGCUUCAAAAUGCUGUACAUAAUGCAUGUAAACGCACUCUUGGUCCAUACUAACAUUUCAAAAAUUGUAAAUUCAAACUGCAAGUCUGCUUAGGGCAAGCUGGUUAGCAAGAAGGCAGUGAAGUUGGCAGUCACUCCUUGCAAGUGGAGAGGAGAGCAACAAGAUUUUCUCUUCCUUGCUGUUUAAAA